AUGCAAAAAAAAUGUCCAUAAAGUGGUUGAUGAUUUUAGCCACUGUAUUGUCAGCUUCUAGUCACCAAAGUGGAAGUUAGAUUUGAGCUUCCAGGAAAGCCACCUUUUGGGUAUUCAAAUUCAGAGGGAAGUGAGAGUCUGGGAAUUCGUUUCUCGUAUCAAAAACCAUUCUUUUGAGCUCAAUAUCAGGUAUUAGACUUUCACUCUCUGGUUCAGAAGUCCAUAGAUUGUAUGCAGCUGUCAUUUUCGUUUUUGUGUGUGUAUGAUUAAUUGUCUUCUCUUUGAUAAGAGUUUUGGAACCUGCUGGGAUGAUGUUCAUUUAGAUUGUGAGAGAAAAUUGAAAAACCCGAGUUUCUUUUUGAGAUUGCGGGGACUAUUUUAAGUUUUGAGAUUUGGGUUUUCAAGUAUAUGAAGUGUUAAUUAUUAGGAUGUGCUUGGAUGCCUGUGGAUUCACGCUUGAUCAUGUUGAAACUGCGAUUUUCGGGGCUUUGAAAUCCAAGAAUCAAGACUUCAGGGGUGAAGGAAGUUCUCUUUUAUUGUAAUGUGCUGAUUUUUUAUUGGCGCUUUGUGUAUGAUUAUGGAUAAACAGGAAUAAUUUCUGGUUUUCUAAUUCAAACAAUCAGGAUUUCAAUUUCUAGGGAAGGGAUUACUUUCUUAAAAUUUAUUUACAAUUCAGUGGAGGAUUGUGUUUGAUCAUGGAGAAACAGAGUAGUUUUAAGGUACGGACAAUGGAGAAACAGCAAAGUUUUAAACAGAAAGUGAUGGAAAAACACCCUAGUUUUCAUGGUGGAACAGAAAAUCAUUCCACUUCCCGUGGAGUAAUGGAAAAGCAUCCAAGCUUUCGUGGGGCACUCGAGAAACAAAAGAGUUUUCGUGGGUUUGUGGAGAAACAGAAGAAUUUUCGGGCUGUGAUGGAGAGGCAGCUUAGUUUUAUUGGUGGUGGUGAGAGGAAGAAGAGUAAGGAGUCACCUGGAAAGCGAGGUGACUCACAGAUUCAUUUAGAUGCUCGAGCAGGGAAUUUGAGUAGAGUUAGGGAGAUUCUUCAGAACUGUGAUGGUAAUGAUGCAAAGUUUUUGUUGGCCCUUCAGAAUCAUGAAGGAGAAACUCCCCUCUAUGCAGCAGCAGAGAAUGGGCAUGCGGCAGUGGUUGCAGAAAUGUUGGGAUACAUGGACCUGGAGAUUGCAUCUGUUGCAGCAAGGAAUGGGUUUGAUUCAUUCCACAUUGCAGCAAAGCAGGGUCAUUUGGAGGUGUUGAAGGAACUUUUGCGUGGAUUUCCCAACUUGGCCAUGACGACAGAUUUAACCUGUACAACUGCCUUGCACACAGCUGCCACACAAGGUCAUGUUGAUGUGGUCAAUCUCCUUCUGGAAACAGAUUCAAAUCUAGUUAAAAUUGCUCGGAACAAUGGUAAAACUGCUCUGCAUUCAGCUGCAAGGAUGGGGCACGUUGAAGUUUUGAGAUCCUUAUUAGGCAAGGAUCCAAGCACAGGCCUUAGAACUGAUAAAAAAGGACAAACUGCACUGCACAUGGCAGUAAAAGGGCAAAACGAGGAAAUUGUACGGGAAUUGUUAAAACCUGACCCCUCUGUUUUGAUUUUGGAGGAUAAUAAAGGAAAUACAGUGUUGCAUAUUGCAGCAAAGAAGGGCCGGACACAGAACGUACGUUGCUUGUUAUCAGUUGAGGGUAUCAAUGUCAAUGUAACUAACAAGGCUGGAGAGACCGCACUUGACAUUGCAGAAAAACUUCACACUCCAGAACUUGUGUCCAUUUUGAAGGCAGCAGGGGCUGUGAAUUCUAAAGAUCUUGGAAAACCACCAAAUCCAGCAAAGCAACUUAAGCAGACUGUCAGUGACAUAAAACAUGAUGUUCAAACCCAGCUUCAGCAGACCCGUCAAACGGGUGUCAGAGUGCAGAAGAUUGCAAAGAGGUUGAAGAAACUCCAUAUUAGCGGCUUGAACAAUGCUAUAAACUCAUCAACUGUUGUUGCUGUGCUCAUAGCCACAGUCGCUUUUGCAGCCAUUUUCACUGUCCCAGGACAAUAUGUUGAGGAUAAAGAAGUAGGAACAUCUCUUGGUCAAGCCCAUAUAGCAAAAAAUCCAGCUUUCCUAGUCUUUUUUGUGUUUGAUAGCCUGGCAUUAUUCAUCUCUCUAGCUGUCGUCGUAGUCCAAACAUCUGUUGUCGUGAUUGAACAGAAGGCAAAGAAGCAGCUUGUGUUUGUUAUUAACAAGCUCAUGUGGCUGGCUUGCCUCUUCAUUUCAAUUGCCUUUGUUUCUCUAACUUAUGUGGUGGUGGGUCAGAAGUCGAGGUGGCUUGCUAUUUAUGCAACAGUAAUUGGUGGUUCAAUCAUGCUUACUACGAUUGGCUCCAUGUGCUAUUGUGUGAUUUUGCAUAGAAUGGAGGAGUCGAGGUUGAGGAGUAUAAGGAGGGAGAGUCGAUCCCGUUCAUACUCUAUGUCUAUGGUAUCAGACCAGGAGAUUUUGGACAGUGAAUAUAAGAGGAUGUAUGCAUUGUAAGGAUGAAGAGAAAUGGAUCAACAACGAAUAGCUGACCUAUUAUUCUUGUCUAUAUUAUGAAAAUAGCUAUAUGAAGCUAAUGAUCUUAAUGGUAAUGAAGCUUUCUUGCAAGUUGAGAUGAGGUGCUGCAUAACUGGACUAAUAUGAGAGGAAGUACUCUGGUUCAGCAUUUGAAAGUUACCCGUUAACAUGAUCAUCCUCGCUAUAGUUGCAGAUGUGAUUAAAGUCCAAAAGUGGGCAGAGGGUGUUGACAACUGAUGUCAGGUUGGAUUAUAUUUUUUAUGCAUGAGAAAAUGCAGUAGUGAAAUUUUUCUUUUUUUAAUAAGCAAAAUAUUUUAUUAUGAUUAAAGGUUCGGAAAAACUUAGCAUGAUAACAUUUUCUAGACUCUGGUCACUAGACCAUCCUUGCCUAAAGUGGAAUUCAUUCACACAUCAAUCCGGGACCA
Messenger RNA from Manihot esculenta (cassava), 2959 nucleotides. RefSeq names its product ankyrin repeat-containing protein At5g02620. The coding region runs from base 696 to 2513 and encodes 605 amino acids. The record is from RefSeq and is a predicted model, not a curated record. Gene Ontology annotation, cellular component: plasma membrane. NCBI's taxonomy places the organism in Eukaryota, Viridiplantae, Streptophyta, Magnoliopsida, Malpighiales, Euphorbiaceae. The transcript is spliced from 3 exons. Gene Ontology annotation, molecular function: protein phosphatase regulator activity; protein phosphatase 1 binding.